UGUUUGGAGAUCUUUGAAAACACAAAUCUAAACACCAGCCCCGAAGCCCCAACCCCUUGGCUAGCUCUUAUGGGAAUGAAACACUCCUCCCGCUGCCUGCUCCUAAGGAGGAAAAUGGCGGAGAACGCUGCUGACAGCACCGAGGUUUGCCCAAUUCCAUCCCAGCCGCCACAGCCUACUGUUGUUCCAAAGCCAGUUCAAUCUGUCAUACAUGUUCCAUUGCAACCAAGCUGCCCGGGCCGAGGCAAGAUGGCAAAACUCAUCAAUCCAGAAGAGAUGACAUCCAGGGAUUAUUACUUUGAUUCCUAUGCUCACUUUGGAAUUCAUGAGGAAAUGCUAAAAGAUGAAGUGCGAACAUUAACCUAUAGAAACUCAAUGUAUCACAAUAAACAUGUUUUUAAAGAUAAGAUUGUCCUUGAUGUUGGAAGCGGCACAGGAAUCCUCUCCAUGUUUGCUGCAAAGGCAGGAGCUAAGAAGGUAUAUGGGAUUGAAUGCUCAAGUAUAUCUGACUACUCAGAAAAAAUUAUCAAGGCCAACCACUUGGACAACAUAAUCACAAUAUUUAAAGGUAAAGUGGAAGAAGUUGAAUUACCUGUGGAUAAAGUAGACAUCAUCAUCAGCGAGUGGAUGGGUUACUGUCUGUUCUAUGAGUCAAUGUUAAACACAGUCAUCUUCGCACGAGACAAGUGGCUGAAACCUGGAGGGCUAAUGUUUCCAGACCGAGCUGCUUUGUACGUGGUAGCAAUUGAAGACAGACAGUACAAGGACUUCAAAAUUCACUGGUGGGAGAAUGUGUACGGCUUUGACAUGACCUGUAUUAGGGAUGUUGCCAUGAAGGAGCCGUUGGUGGACAUAGUAGAUCCAAAGCAAGUGGUGACCAAUGCCUGUUUAAUAAAGGAAGUAGAUAUUUAUACAGUGAAGACUGAAGAAUUGGCAUUUACUUCUGCAUUCUGCCUCCAAAUUCAACGUAAUGAUUACAUUCAUGCCUUGGUCACCUAUUUUAAUAUCGAAUUUACAAAGUGCCACAAGAAGAUGGGAUUUUCUACAGCACCUGAUGCUCCUUAUACUCACUGGAAGCAAACUGUCUUCUACUUAGAGGACUAUUUAACUGUGAGACGAGGAGAAGAAAUCUAUGGAACUAUAUCCAUGAAACCAAAUGCAAAAAAUGUGCGUGACCUGGAUUUCACAGUAGACUUGGAUUUUAAAGGACAGCUAUGUGAAAUGUCAGUAUCUAAUGACUACAAAAUGCGUUAGCAGGAAACCUUUCAGAGAGAUGAAAAGGAGAAUUUUAUCGAGUCUUGAACUGCUGAGCUUCAAGCUAAGAGCAACUGUUCACAAGAUUAUUUUAUUAACUACUAGAAUGUUUACUCUGAUGGAGAGUGGUAACCUGAUCUUUCUUGCAGAUAGUACAGGGGGGCUGGGAUCCCACUGUGAAUGUACAGUAUACAGAACUGUAGCUUUUGUCAAACAUAGGAAAAAUUAAGCAACAGUCUUGAGUGUUCUGGUUAACUUCAGGAUGGCAGAAGAUGCAUAUACAAAUUGUAUUACUUACUGUGAAUUUCUGGUUCUUCCAAGCUUUGCAUGUUAAGAUGAGUAGGGCAGUUUUCUCACUAUGAAAGACUACUACAGCACAUUACUGUGAUAGUAUUACUGGACUUAUAUUCAAUAUAAGUGAAUAUAUAUAUAUUGUACAUGGGGAAAAAAAGUAAUUUCAUAAUAGGAAUUUGCUUUGUGAAUAUUUAAUUCUCAUUAUGCAGUUAUGGAAAGAUAAUGGUGUUACCUCUGGCACUACUCUAGGCAGUGAUAUAUUCCAUUAACUGUCCAUCCAAUGUUACAGCUUUGGUAAAUACUUCAUGCAAAGUGUACAUAAGAGCUGGACAUUUACAGGAAGUUCAACAACUAUAUUUUUGAAUGUCCUCUGGAAAAUGUGGACCAUUAGUUUUGAAAUUCACCUUCACAACUGGAUGUCUGUCAGAGCUUUAAAAAACAUUAGCUUUUUAUCUUUGAAAAUAUUCUGUGGUGAGUUUUUAUAGCUGGAUUUUGCAUGAGACCUGAAAUCAGACACCUAGUAUUUAAAUGUGAUGAAUGCAAAGUCUCUGAAAUGGUGGAUAAUUCAUGUUUUUUAGCCAUGCCAUAUUUCAGUUCUUUGCAAGAUUCUUAAUACAAAAUAAUUUAAAAAAAUAGGAAUUAGUGUUUCCUUUUGGUGAUGUUUUAGAUAAGUUUUAAAUUGCAAAUACUAUUCUCAAGAGUGCAGUGAUUUGCAGGAACAGAUUAAUGUCUUUAAAAAUGUCAAUGGCUUCUGAUAAUACUAAGAUGUCUGUAGCUUCCCCAUCCCCUUAAGCCCCUUGUUUUUCUUACAAAAUCUCCCGCUUAUUGUUAAAACAUUAAGUGCUUAUAAUUCCGUAUAUGUAUGUAUCAGGUCUUUUUACUAUAUGAAUGUGGACCAUUUAAUCACAUGUAAUUCAUCAACAACUGCGUCAUCAGUCCUAUCUACGCAUUUUCCAGUCUGUCUGGCAUUAGGCACUAAAUCGUUCUAUCAUGUAUUGGGUAAGAUUGACUAGUUUUUUGCCUAAAAAUCUUUUUAAUCACCUGCAAAUAAAGCAUACUUGAAGAUGUA
Molecule: messenger RNA, 2617 nt
Organism: Myiozetetes cayanensis
Lineage: Eukaryota; Metazoa; Chordata; Aves; Passeriformes; Tyrannidae
Gene: PRMT8
Product: protein arginine methyltransferase 8
Exons: 10
Coding region: 70-1254 (394 amino acids)
Biological process (GO): peptidyl-arginine methylation
Cellular component (GO): plasma membrane
Molecular function (GO): protein-arginine N-methyltransferase activity
Source: RefSeq, a predicted model, not a curated record